This is a messenger RNA of Amphimedon queenslandica, 624 nucleotides long. Its product is annotated as U6 snRNA-associated Sm-like protein LSm2. Gene Ontology annotation, molecular function: RNA binding. NCBI's taxonomy places the organism in Eukaryota, Metazoa, Porifera, Demospongiae, Haplosclerida, Niphatidae. The record is from RefSeq and is a predicted model, not a curated record. The transcript has 5 exons. Bases 88 to 426 code for a protein of 112 amino acids. Gene Ontology annotation, cellular component: Lsm1-7-Pat1 complex; catalytic step 2 spliceosome; U4/U6 x U5 tri-snRNP complex. Gene Ontology annotation, biological process: mRNA splicing, via spliceosome.
AUGCGCAGUGUAAAAUAUUAGAUUUUGCACCAAAAUUAAAAGGAGUGGCUAUUUUUGGGAAAAAGUUUGGCACUGACAUUUGGCACAAUGCCACUGUUCUAUUCAUUUUUUAAAUCAUUGGUGGGGAAAGAAGUCAUUGUAGAACUAAAAAAUGAUUUGAGUAUUCAUGGGACACUGCAUUCAGUGGAUCAGUAUCUCAAUAUCAAACUGACUGAUAUUAGUAUCCCAGAUCCAGACAAGUAUCCGCACAUGCUCUCGGUCAAGAAUUGUUUUAUACGUGGGUCGGUGAUACGGUACGUCCAGUUGCCAGCCGAAGAGGUGGACACCGGACUAUUGCAAGACGCAACUCGUAAAGAGUUGGCACAAGGAAAACAGCAGCCGGCUGCUAGUGCAGGUAGUGCCGCCCCUGCAGUGACAACCACUUAAUAACUAGCAAUUAUGUAAUCAAUCUACAUUUAUCAUUAUUAUUAUAGCUGGUGAUUGUCAGUGAUUUUGUUUAAAAUUAUGCUUAUGUACAUAUAAAAAAUUUUAGGCUGUAAAGUCACUAAGUUAAAAUAGAAACAUUUUCUAUUAUUAUUGUUAUUAUUAUUAUUAGCAUAAAAUAGUUUCAAACGAUAAUAUAAA